AUGUAUCAGCAAUUCGAACAAGCGCGAGAGUGCGCCGAACGCGAUCUAAAGCAAGCCAGUCUCAACUGUAAAAUCCACCUCCGGAAUACCGCAUCUGAAGAUGAUGUGGAUGAGAGACUGCGUCGCUAUGACCACUUGACAGAUGUUUUACAUGCAGCAAUCCUUCGCUACACAAAUGCUGCAAACAUGGACGUCGUCGCACGUAUUUUGGAUUUACCGCGAGAGCUGCGGGACAACAUCUACAUGCAGUUAUGGCAACCUGGCGAGAAACGCGAUCCGACUCGCAGUGUAAUCUGUUGGUGGGAACUAUUCCAUGAGCCUUGGUUCAGUGUAGACCACGAUCCCGACACACCAGCAGGGCUAUCAAUGCUGUACAUGAACCUUCGACCACCUCAUUUCAUCGACAGAUCUUUCGUAGGACCCGUUCUCGCAAAAGAGGCCCUCAAACUAUUCCGAGAUAUCGUGGGGAAAGACCUGCGCCCAAUUGACGACAAAGAUCCUGUAUCUGAGUGCCUAUUGCUCGACACAUCCGUGGCGGACUUUGUAAGAAAAGACGUAUUUGGUGUUGGGUUUACCAUGGAAGAGUUGGUACGGAAUCUAGAUCUGCGUGUGACUUUUCAGUGCGACGCCCUGACCGACAGCGAAUUCUACGAGAUUCAGAAAAGCAAAACACACGAUCAAGGGUCGCUCACGACGGACGCAACGGCUUAUACACGAGAAGACUAUCUUUCAGAGAUCAAUGACGGCGUCACGGCUUUGCUGGGCAUUUCACACACUGAACGUGUUACUACUCACAACGAACACUGUCGCCAUAUGCAGACCCGAGCUAGAGUUGUCACCUUGGCUAUAAGACAAGAGGAAGAUUUUGGCCCGACUUGGGAUGAUCCUCCGCGUUUUCUGAAACUUGUCGCCCGCGCCUACCACGGUCUGAGGGCAAAGGGUUUCACAGUCAAGGUCCAGUACUACAGUGAAGAGAUUGAGCUCAAGGUACUCUUCGAAGACGACGUCUGGGAGUGGACGACCAAUGAUUGGGAAGAGAACCUGAUUCGGAAGAACACAUUUCCAGGACUAGCUGACGGCAAUUCACCCCAGAGGUACGUCUGGGCUCAACUCCAAGAACAUGUAUUCCGACAUCCAGACAACGACAGCCUCACCAUGUGA
Alternaria rosae is the source of this 1161-nucleotide messenger RNA. RefSeq lists its product as uncharacterized. NCBI's taxonomy places the organism in Eukaryota, Fungi, Ascomycota, Dothideomycetes, Pleosporales, Pleosporaceae. The record is from RefSeq and is a predicted model, not a curated record. Bases 1 to 1161 code for a protein of 386 amino acids. The transcript has 2 exons.